Messenger RNA from Erigeron canadensis, 2640 nucleotides. RefSeq lists its product as uncharacterized. Bases 304 to 2274 code for a protein of 656 amino acids. NCBI's taxonomy places the organism in Eukaryota, Viridiplantae, Streptophyta, Magnoliopsida, Asterales, Asteraceae. The record is from RefSeq and is a predicted model, not a curated record. The transcript has 9 exons.
CAGAAUGCUGGUUUUUUAAUUUUUAUCAAUUGGGAAAAUGAUGGAUUCUACUCGGUAAAUAAGAGAUUAUAUAUACGUGUUCUAUCUCCUUACCAGUUUAUGUUCUUUGAUUCGAUUUUAACUUAGUCAUCAUGUUGUUUAGGCAAUUUGGACAUGCUGUGGAAAAUUUACGAAUAUGACUGCAGUGAUCGUUUUGCAAAAACAGCAAGUAUAUCUAAAGUUGAGGCUUUUUUCUUUUUGAUAUCUUAUGCGUUUUUGUUAUACUUUAUGAAAAUAGUCAUUAAAACUCCGGCAGUUAUUUAGAUGGCGCCCAAGUGUUCUGCUACUACAGCCUCUGUAUGGAAUUGGGUAAUUGAAGCCUUGGCAAGUGAUGAACAAGUCGACACAUCUACUUUAUUGGGUCUUAUGAAAGCGGCUCCUGUCAUUUCAGGUAAUGCAGGAAAUCAUACAAGAGAAUUGGUCUCCUUAAGAAUCUUGGAGAGCUUGUUUGAUGGUAAUGAAGCUGUAGUUGAUGCCGCUUCUGCUAAAAACACAAAAGUUAGUUUUGAUACAUCAGAACGCUGUGAAGAUGUCCUUUUUCGGAUAUUACAUGAGAAACCAAAAAGUAUGGCUAAAUUGGAUAAAGAAAAAUGGGAUGUUCGUCCAUUCCUCAUGCAUAAAAGAUCUUCCUUGCCUAAAUGUGUAUUGAAAAAGUUAAAGGAUGUGAUUCAUGAAAAUAGUCAUCCACUUCUUGCAUCAUUGAAAGAAAAGAGUAAACUAGUAAUGGCACAUAUAUGUAAAGAUACAGGUCCAGUGAUUGAUAAUAUCCAAGAUGCACUUGAUAACAACAAUUUAGAUUUGAACCCUGGAAAAGAUAAAAACGAAUUUAAAGAAGUUGUGUGGCAAGAGACUGAUCAAUUGGGGAAUUCCACUGGAGGAACUACUGAGCAGACUGGAAGAGAAGAACGGCAAAGAGUUUUAGAACGCUCUAAAGAAGAAGCCAGUGGUAUCAAAUUGGUGGAAAAUGAUGCACAUACCAACAGUCAACCUGAUCGACAAAUGCUUCAUCAUAAUGGUGAAAAUUUUCUCCCAGACACUUAUAGAGAAUAUGACGGCCGACAUGAGAAAAUUACCAAUAGCGAGACAUUUGAUGAUGUGAGAACUGAUAUUGCUGCUCAGAAAGCUGCUUUUUUUAAUUCUCAGUUCACACUCAGUCAGCUUAGUCAGGAUUCAUUCUCUAUGACUGAGUUUUUAGAGAUGGAUCUUUGUAUGAAGUGUAAUGAAGGUGGUCAGUUAUUAGUUUGCAGCUCUGAAUCAUGCCAAUUACGAGUUCACGAAAGUUGUCUGGGCUCUGCCUUCUCCCUUGAUGACAAUCAUAAGUUUUUUUGCCCGUUUUGUGCAUAUAGUCGUGCAAUAUCUGAAUAUCUGGAAGCUAAGCAGAAGGCUUCUUUGGCCAGAAAAGGUCUACAAGCUUUUUCUAGUUUCACAGUCAAACGUAUACCAAAAAAGUCCUCCAAGAAACAAUGUGAAUCAGAGAAAAAUGUAACCGAAGCUUUUCCUGAAAUGGUUGAAAGAAAUGGUGAAGUAAACACUGCAAGUAGAGCUAACAACUGCAACCGUAAAUCAAAUGAAGACAAUUCUGCCCCACCUGGUACAUCGAUACAAGUUGCUAAUGAUGAUAUGCAUAUAGAAACCGGAUGCUUGGAUCAGCAAGCUACUGAAUUGACUCAGAAUCCAAUACCCCAAGCAAGUAGCCCGAAACAGAAAGGUAAGGUAAGAGAUACUCCACGGUCAAACGAGUCUACUUGCUCAACAAGACUCAGCAAGAGAAAAGCACAAUACAAUUGUGAGUCAAAUGAAGAAGGUUCUGGUCUCCCUAAUCCGCCGAUACAAGAUGUUAAUGAUGAUAUGCAUAUAGAAACUGGAUGCUUGAAUAAAAGUACUGAAUUGCCUCCGAGUCCAAUACCGGAAGCAAGUGGCUCAAAACAGAAGGUUGAGAUAAGAAAAGUUCAAAGGUCAACUGAACCUAUUUCCUCAGAAAGAUCUUGCAGGAGGAAAGCAAAAUACAUUUGUCCUCCACCAAUUCCGCGUUCAAGGCGAAAUAUAAUCCCAUGGACAAAAGCAGAGGAAGAAAUGUUGAAGGAAGGCGUUGGGAAAUAUUCUAGUGCUAUGAACAACAGAAUUCCGUGGAACGAGAUUUUGGAUUUUGGACGCAACGUCUUCCACAAAGGACGUACGAAUAUUGAUCUAAAAGACAAAUGGAGAAACAUGUGCAACAGAAGCCAUGAUGCUUAAUAACAUGCUGUUACUUUUAGUUGACCGCCAAGACGCUCGCUCUUGAAGACGGACUUUUGUUUGAACCUACACAUUUACUUCUGGGUAUUGUCCAUGAUUUCAUUUGGCAAACUGAACUGGAGACAACCCUUGAUUUUGUGCAGUUUGUAAUAGUAUUGUUUGCAAAUAUCUUGAUGCCUACAAGGCACAUGCAUAGUUUGGAGUAAAUUUUAUGCGUCUGCUGAAAUAUUUGACAAAUUGUAAAUUUUGAUCAAAGAGUCUGUUGCUGUUUAUAAACGUGUAAAUAUUUGAUGUUCCUGUAGCUGGCACAGAUACAUGCUUUGAUCUCUUUUUUUUUUAUUUAAUGAGAACUUUCUCUUUCGUAAA